AUGGAGGACGAGCUUAUUAUCUAUGAGGAUUCCUCCGACCAAUACCCAGAUACCUAUCCAACUAGAACUGCAGAGCAUUGGAGUUCCGAUAGGCUGACGUCUACCGAAAGUGUAGAGUCUCCAUGUUCUAAAACGGAUGAUUUAAUUAAGUAUGAUGCAUCAUGCGACUAUUCCCUCCGUGAGGAAGCCGCCUGUGCCGCCUUGUCAAGCAAUACAAAUGUAGAUUCCACCCCUACGGAGGCAUAUCUAUCGCCUCAGAAACCUACAUCAUCCAAAACCCUUUUAUCUUACCAAUAUUAUGAAGAGACGAGCGGGUUUGAAUCUUCAGAUAUUCAUACAAAAGAUGAAUUUAUUAACCUUAUGGAUGAUGAUUAUUACCCAUCCCCAAGCCAUCAAAGUUCAAAGCGCCCUAAAUCCGUUGUAGUCGGAAAUAAUAUGGUCGGAGAAGUAGAAAUUAUGCAAACGGCAUUACCUGAUAAUCACCCAGUUUACAUCGACAAUGAACCGGGUUGUGAUACUACUGACGGUACCACGGUCAACGGUUAUGCCAGGGCUCCAGGUUUUAGUCCGCUCCAUGGAAAUAAAAGUUCUCAUACACACGGUGUUUCCACAAUGAACCUAACUUCUCAGAGUAUCGAAUACUCUUCGAGUGACAAAAUGGGUAAGGUUAACACCUACAGUGGUUCUGACACAAAUGAAUAUGAGUAUCAUUGCACUAAUACACCAUCGCUUACUUACCUGGAUCCAUUCGUUCGACACAUGUUUCCGUCUCGUGCGGCAGAUCCAUCAGCAGUUCAAGGCUUGAGCUCAGACCAAAUUCUCCUUCGGACGUGCUUCCGCAUCGGCGAAGCGCUGACCUCUCAUAAUACCCUCACUGCCGGAAAUGAAAAAAACCUGCCCGGAACUACCUUGGUAGAGCUCUAUGCACUUGUGACUGAGUCUUACCGCAGUGGACCUCUCCAAGUUUUUAUCUUCUCAGAUAUCUUUUUCCCCGCACAUCCUCCAUACCUAGUAGGAGAAUGGUGUGGAUGGCAACAUAACAGCUACCUGAACCAAGUCGGCAGGUAUUUUUUGAGUGGAUACAGCACUAAACGUGUCCACUGCUAUGGAACAAAGUUUAACACCCCACAAUUCUCAGGCCACGGACCAGGUGGGUAUCCCAAAAUCUGUAGAGUUGUGGGCGUUCUCUCCCAGGGGGCCAAUAUAACGUCGGGAAUCGAGACUACUUUACAACAACUUCCGAACCUCCGUCUGCUGGGAGAACAGAAGAGGCUCAGAAUACUACGUAUUCAGAAGGCUGACUGGUCGGAUAUCAAGCUGAUGAAAGAAGCUCUAAACACCUAA
This is a messenger RNA of Nannizzia gypsea CBS 118893, 1344 nucleotides long. RefSeq lists its product as hypothetical. NCBI's taxonomy places the organism in Eukaryota, Fungi, Ascomycota, Eurotiomycetes, Onygenales, Arthrodermataceae. The record is from RefSeq and is a predicted model, not a curated record. Bases 1 to 1344 code for a protein of 447 amino acids. The transcript has 3 exons.